UCUUCCAGUUACUUCGUGGGAUGAUUAAAUACCAUCAAAUGUUGAACAUUGGAGCUUUCUACAUAUGGACCGGUUUCCGACCCGUAGUAUUUGCAUUUUCACCAGAAUUUUUUGAGGCUAUAUUAAAGAACCCAAGCAAUCUUCAGAAAUCGUUUGGUUAUACAUUUCUGUCACUGUGGUUGAAAGAAGGCUUGAUUGUAAGUGAAGGCAACAAAUGGAAACAAAGAAGAAAAGCAAUCACUUCAGCUUUCCACUUCCGGAUCUUGGAAGAUUUCGUAAGCGUAUUUGACUGCCAGUCCAAUUUCAUGAUUAAAAAACUAAAGGAAGCUACAGCUGGAGGAAAGGUCGUGGAUAUCGUCCCUUACACCACUAAGUGCACCCUCGACAUAAUAUGCGAAACUUCUAUGGGAAUCAAACUCAGAGCUCAAGAUGACGGCGAUGCAGUUUACUUGACAAGUAUGCACAAGGUCUGUGAAGCCUUUAUAUCGAGGUUACUUAGGCCAUGGCUCUGGCCUAACUGGAUAUAUUUUAACACUCAUGAAGGGAAAAUGUUCAAAGAAAACAUCUUUGCAAUGGACAAGUUUACCAGGCAAGUAAUACAGGAAAAAAAAGCCGAAGUUUUAUCCAAAUUACAAAUAGGCGAAGAAUCAGGAUCUGAAAAGAAAAGAAAGGUUUUCUUAGAUUUGCUUUUGGAUCUGCAUUUAUGUGACCCAGAAAAAUUUACUGAAGAAGACAUUCAAGAAGAAGUAGAUUCCUUUAUGUUUGCUGGUCACGACACCACUGCUGUUGGGACAAGUUGGACACUAUAUAUGAUAGGACUGUAUCCCGAAGUGCAAGAAAAAUUAAUCGAGGAAAUAGAUGCAGUUUUUGGAAAUGAUAUAAAUAAGCCGAUCACCGAAGAUUGCCUGCGAGAACUAAAGUAUUUAGAAUGUGUUAUUAAAGAGUCACAGAGGAUUUAUCCUCCAGCACCCUUCAUAGCUCGGCACACACAAGAAGACGUAGAAAUUGAUGGUUUAAAAAUUCCCAAAGGUACAACAUGUAUGCUGGUCAUUUACAUGUUACAUAGAAACAAAGAUAUGUUUCCGGAUCCAGAAACUUUCGAUCCAGAUCGCUUUCUUCCAGAGAAUUCUAUAAAAAGGCAUCCAUUUGCGUACUGUCCAUUUUCUGCUGGACCAAGAAAUUGUAUAGGUCAGAAAUUUGCAAUGAUGGAAGAGAAAACUAUGAUUGCAAACGUUCUGAGACAUUUCAGAAUCCAGUCCAUGGAGCAGAGAGACAAACUGAAACUGGCAGCAGAAAUGGUUUUAAGGUCAAGAAAUGGCAUCAAGGUCAAAUUAAUUCCACGGAGAUGAAAACAAACUGCAUUUAUAUUUUAUUUAUACAUUUCUUAACAUUCCGGAAGAUAAUAUAAAACGCAUAAGAGAUUAAAUUUGUGGAAACUGUGUAUGAUAUUGGUAAAGUAAAACUGGCGACAUCUGAGAAUAAGUUUGAGAGAAGUAAUGCCAGAUGAAUAAAAAAAGUGGUAUUUUAUGGUCAGAAAACAAAAGAUUGCCUUAUUAAGCACAGAAAAAUCUCCCCGUGCUUCUAAAGGAAAGUAAUGAAGAAUUUUCUGAGUUUAUAUCAUGAAGCACAUCUUAUAAAACGGAGUAAUUUCUGUAAUCGCGAUAGAUAUAUGUAGCACCAUAUGAAGAUAGUCAUAGUCUCAGCAAAAUCUGUUCAAGUUAUGCAAACGCAAUGAACAAUGUUAUACGAGCAUUUUGUAUGUUAAAAGUUGAAAGAACUUCUUUAAAAAGGAUUUUCGUAAAAAGGUAUUUCAUCAAAAUAUUUUCUGAAGAAAGCAUGAUUGUAAAUAUUUCUUGAAAUAUUAGAAAGGUAGGUAAGUGCUCUUUUCAUGGAAAUUUCUAUUUAUACACCGCAUUCACAAUUUAUUUACCCGGCCUUUAUUUUAGCUACUGUUAGUCGCAAUUCCAGUUAGAAAAAGGUUUUAAAUGGCCCCUAUAUGCAUUUGGUUGCACUGUAAAAUUUCACAAAUUCAGUUUUGUAAACGUCCCGAAAAAUAACUUUUAACACGCUGUACUCUCCGCUUUACGUAUAUUUAAGAAAAUGCAAAGCUUCUUGUAAAAAUAAAACACAAAAUGUUUGACUGAUAAAAACUGAUAUCAUAAAAACUGACCGACAUGAUGCCAUUUUCGAUUUGCAUUAAGAGAUAGGUUAAUAAAUAAAUUAGAAUAAUUUAAGGUUUAUUUUUCUCCUUAAAAGCCAAUCAAAGAUAAUUUUUUGUGAUUACUGACCUCUUUAAUUUAUAAUUUGUUACAUUUAGUAUACUCACUAUAUAAAUUUUCGUUUUAAAAUUUAUAAGUUUAAAAUUACGUUAUUAAUAUUCUCGUAAAAAUUUUAUUACUUUAAAUCAGAGUCAUAAUCUAAUAUUUCUUACAAAAAUUUUUUAAACUACUAACUAAACUAAAUUGGAAAUACUGAAGUCUGCCAGCCUUUUCCAGAAAUUUACAUUUACGCACACGCACACACACAUACAAAAAAAAAAAAAAAAAAAAAAAAAAAAAAAAAAAAAAAA
Stegodyphus dumicola is the source of this 2569-nucleotide messenger RNA. Its product is annotated as cytochrome P450 4C1-like. NCBI's taxonomy places the organism in Eukaryota, Metazoa, Arthropoda, Arachnida, Araneae, Eresidae. The record is from RefSeq and is a predicted model, not a curated record. Gene Ontology annotation, molecular function: monooxygenase activity; heme binding; oxidoreductase activity, acting on paired donors, with incorporation or reduction of molecular oxygen.